Sinocyclocheilus rhinocerous is the source of this 4998-nucleotide messenger RNA. Its product is annotated as recombining binding protein suppressor of hairless-like. Gene Ontology annotation, molecular function: RNA polymerase II cis-regulatory region sequence-specific DNA binding; DNA-binding transcription activator activity, RNA polymerase II-specific. The record is from RefSeq and is a predicted model, not a curated record. Gene Ontology annotation, biological process: regulation of transcription by RNA polymerase II. Bases 57 to 1379 code for a protein of 440 amino acids. Gene Ontology annotation, cellular component: nucleus. NCBI's taxonomy places the organism in Eukaryota, Metazoa, Chordata, Actinopteri, Cypriniformes, Cyprinidae. The transcript is spliced from 9 exons.
AUGUGACAGUUUUGUUUUUCCAGCAUUAUUGCUAUUUUGUUGUGUAAAUCAGAGUGAUGUUUGAAGUGUGUCUUGACUGUCUUGUUUCUUUUUGUAGGAAAUUUGGGGAGCUCCCUCAGCCAAAACGUUUAACAAAAGAGGCAAUGCGCAACUACUUGAAGGAGAGAGGAGAUCAGACAGUACUCAUACUGCAUGCAAAAGUCGCACAAAAAUCAUACGGCAAUGAAAAAAGAUUCUUCUGUCCUCCACCAUGUGUGUACCUGAUGGGUUGUGGCUGGAAGAAAAAGAAGGAGCAGAUGGAGAGAGAGGGCUGCUCGGAGCAGGAGUCUCAGCCUUGUGCCUUUAUCGGCAUUGGAAACAGUGAACAAGAGAUGCAGCAGCUCAACUUGGAGGGCAAGAAUUUUUGCACAGCAAAAACGUUGUACAUUUCUGACUCGGACAAACGGAAGCACUUCAUGCUUACAGUGAAAAUGUUCUACGGGAACAGUGCGGAUAUCGGUGUCUUCCUCAGCAAACGAAUCAAGGUCAUCUCCAAACCUUCCAAAAAGAAACAGUCGCUGAAGAAUGCAGACCUGUGCAUAGCUUCUGGGACGAAGGUGGCUCUUUUUAACCGCUUGCGGUCUCAGACUGUCAGUACGCGGUACCUUCAUGUGGAAGGGGGAAACUUCCAUGCUAGUUCACAACAGUGGGGAGCCUUCUACAUUCAUCUAUUGGAUGAUGAUGAGUCAGAGGGAGAAGAGUUUACAGUCAGAGACGGUUAUAUCCAUUACGGUCAGACGGUGAAGCUGGUGUGCUCUGUGACAGGCAUGGCUCUUCCACGACUGAUCAUUCGUAAAGUGGACAAGCAGACAGCGCUAAUGGAUGCUGACGAUCCUGUGUCCCAACUACAUAAAUGUUCCUUCUACCUUAAAGAUACAGAGAGGAUGUACCUCUGCCUGUCACAAGAGAGGAUAAUUCAGUUCCAGGCCACAUCCUGUCCCAAAGAAACAAACAAAGAAAUGAUCAACGAUGGGGCGUCAUGGACAAUCAUCAGCACAGAGAAAGAGUGUGGCGAAAGUGUGCUCUGCGUGGUUCCCGACAUUUCUGCGUUCCGUGAGGGGUGGCGUUGGGUUCGGCAGCCAGUGCAGGUUCCUGUGACCUUGGUCCGUAAUGAUGGCAUCAUCUACUCCACAGCUUUGACAUUUACCUACACGCCGGAGCCAGGACCGCGUCCUCACUGCGGCGCCGCGGGAGCCAUACUGCGGGCCAACAGCAACUCCUCCACCUCACCAUCUUCAUCCUCCAGCCUACUGCUGCAGUCAGCCAUCGACAGCCAGGCAGGAUACGUGGCAACAGGCGUGUCUUCAUCCUCCUCUUCCUCGGCUAUGUCUGUCUCCUAACCUUGGAAUCUCAAUGUGCGUUUGCAUGUGUGAGUAAGUGAGCCUUUGUGAGAGAUGGUGAUUCGUCCACACAUAGACUUUCCUUGAUUCAUGGGAUACAGAUCACGAAAACAGAUAACGGUGCGACAGAGAGAGAAUAAUGAGAGACAAGACUUCACACAAAGACUGGACAAAACAAAUGAAGAUGUCUCUUUUCUGUUCUCUCUCUCUGUCUCUCUCUUUGUUGCGGUUCUUUUUCAAUCUGUUUCCUCAUGUCAGAGGAAGUGGCAACAGAAGUGAUGUGUGCCGUGGAUCAAGAUGCCACAGGAUCAAUGCAUAAGCCUUACAUGAAAACAAAAAAAACAAUCAAAAAAAAAAAAAUACUGUCUCUUCAAAACAAAGCCUUUUCGAAGUAAGUGCAAGCUGGAAAUUGCUUUGAGAGAUGUUGUUUUCUACUAAAGGGCUUAAUGCACUGUUUCGCCAGGCUUGGAAGAAAAGUUAUAGUAAUAUAGUUUUUACGGACCAAGGAAUAUUAUUAUUAUUAUAAUUUUUAUUGAUAUAUAAUUUUAUAAGCUUUAGCUAAGGUACAUUUUUCACCUUUUUCAGUUUUAUAACAUAUAGUAAACUUUUGUUACCAAAUAGUUUUGUAUAUUUCUUGUGAGUGUUUGGGCUCAGAAGGAAAUGGUUCACGCAUUUUAAAAGCCUGAACUUAUAGCUGCCUUUACUCGUCUUGGCAAAUGCCUUAAGUCUUCUGGAGUUUCACCAGACACUUUCUCUUUUGUAAUAAUAUUUUCAUGUCAUGUAUAUUGGUCUUUUUCCCAUUCUUUUUUUUUUUUUUUCUCCACUAAACCGAGAUGUAAUAUUGAUGCCGUUUUUGUGUAUUUGGGAGAAGGUGACUUCUGAUUUGUUAAAAAUGUUUUCUCAUAUGAAGUCUUUAACACAAAAGCUUUAACUGACUUGGCCGUGUGUGCCCCAUCGUACUCAUCAGAUACACAUAGCCAUUGAUCUGGCCCUUUUUCAUUGGUUAUAGAUAUUCAAGCUGCCAACAUAACAGUAACCUAUAAAGUAUCCCACACCAAAUGGCUUAUAUUUAGUUGAACAUAAGCGCAAAAAUUCUUUUAAUAGGUCUGCGAUUUCGAAUUAAUUGGUUGACUCAAAUCCUGUGGUAGGAAAGGACUGUACUAGUCUCAUUUGCAUAUCAUUCAUGCUUUCAUUGUCAUGAUUACUGUUAGUAUCAGACUAAAAUCAGCAUGUAGGAAAAUUGCUGCUUUGUUGUCAUGUGGUUUAACCAUAUAGAGAAGGAAGUGUAGUGAUUCUGUAAGUGCAGUCAGGUUACAAGUAGCAUGCAUGAAUGAAAGUUUGAAUUAUCUCAGUGUUUUUAGAUGUCAAUCUAAGAUCUCAGUGUCAAUUUAGGGUCAGAUUUACUAACAGCUUGCACCAGUGCAAACCCUCUUUUGGCGUUAAGAGGCUACUGUCAGAAUUGACUGAAGACAGUGAAAAAUUAGUGAUGAAAAGGCAUGGAUACGGUUAUUUUUGUGGCUGAUCUUAUUGCAUAUUAAUUUGUAGGAGUUUCCCUUUUAGACAAAAUUUGUGAGGAGAGUGUUUAAAUGAAUCAUGCAAUGAGAUUUACUAAGGUUUGCAGUAGUCAGUUUAUUGGUAUUUGCGCCAUUAUUUAAUAUGCACAAAAAAAGUCAUGUCUUAACCCAUUUUGCACUUGACAUGCCUGCGAUAGUUGCUAAUUUGUGCUCCUCUUGGUAGAUUGCGUUGGUCAUUGGAAACGAUCAGGCUGCGUCUGUAUACAUUAAUUUGCACAUUGUCAGUAGAUCACCCGCAAAGCGUUCCACUCCUAUCAACGUUUUUACCUUUUUAUGGGAUUGUGGUCUCACGCUAAUAUGCCCCGUUCAGUAAAUCUGGCCCUUAGUGGGUGGCCUGACCAGCUAGUUCACUAAUCAGUCUUAUAGUUAGUUGAAUAUUUUUAAUUAAACAUGGCAUCUUAAAAACAACACUUACCACUGAGAUGCUCAAAUGGAUGUUUGAAUGUGUAAUGGUUGUACUAAAAAUCUAGAUAAACUAGUCAACCUCACUAAUUGACUAGCUUGUUUUUGGACCCAUCCCUGCUUGUAGUCAACUAGCUUAGCAGUGUCAAGCUGAAUGGAAAGAACCGGAAAAAAGCACUUGCUCUCGCAUUGCUGCGUGAAGAUGUUUGGUUUGUAGAUUACAGGAAAUGAAAUCUUAUCCUUCCUUUCAUAUGUUUUGAUUCAUGAAACCGCAGAAGUGGCACAGCCUUCAUGAGCAUCACUGCUACGUCAAAAUGUGCCCUUUUAAACUGACGUCACAUGAUUUUUUUUUUGUUUAAAUUGUUUAGUACCAAAUGUUCGAUUUUGUAAUAGCUAUUGUCUAAAGCAACUAGAAAUGAGGCCUUAAACCACUACUGCUUAAUAACAGGAUGAGUUGGUAGAAUAUUACACUACAAAUUAUGUCCUUUUAUGAAAAGGACAUAAGUAUUUGUUUAUACCUUUUUCAGUAUAAUUCACAGAGCAAAAUGUCAUCUCAUGUCUGUGGAUCUUUGUUUCUUUUGCUGUCCUGUUUAUGUAUUUUUCCCCCCACCCAACUCUACAUGCAUCGUCUGAUCCGAGAGAAAGAGACACUUGUGAAAUAGCAAGGUAUGGACUGUAUUUUGUUACUUUUUGGGAUUUAUACAGGAACAGCAAAAAGUAGUUCCUCAGUGGUUUUGGUUCUUUUAAUUUAUGAGGUUCUAUCAUGGCUAAUAUUAAUAUAUGAGUCUAAAUGAUAUAUUGAUUAUUUUAUACAACAUUAUUGCUGUUACAGUAUGAAAUAUUCUUUUAAUGUUAAUAUUUCUAAACAUUUCUUCCAUGAUUGAGGGAAAAUGACUAUGAAACUUCUUUUGUAUAUCAUAUAUUUUUUUAAAUAGUCAGGCCUUGUUUGGUCUGCAUUAGAAACUGUUGCUUUGGAAGAAAUAAAAGCUAAAACCCAGUAAUUCUUGCAAAGCCAUUAACUAGUAUCUACUGUGAGCUUUUUUUCAUCUAGUUCCUCAAUCAGGGAAGAAUAUUAAAGCAUACCACGUGCAAGUGCCGAAAUGAAAACUGCCAAAUCUAAAGGUCACUCACAACUUUUCCAUUUAUGCUUUCAGUGUUAUUUUCCUCUUGUAUCCAGUUGUCUUCCAGAGUGUUCGAAUCAGAGGACCUGAUUGGUUCAUUUCAAGACUAACCAUGUUGAGUUUUAUCAUUUCUGUCACACAGGUUAGUUAGUUUGCCUGUCACCUGUGCCACUGUGCUUACAUUGAACAGAAACUAGUGUAUUAGAUCACUGUUAUCUUUGUCCGUUUUGUCUGUAGAAAAAAAGAAGAGGUGAGAAUUGAUGUCUGUUUUCUCAAGCGUUUCAAUGGUUUGUUUGACAUUUGGGACAUUACCAGCCUUUGCCAAAUGGCUACCAGCUGUUCUGGUUUUGAGUGCAUGCUCUCUAGCAGAUUUGAACUGUAUUGGUGCUGUCUAACUCUUAAAGGGCCAGUGUAUCUGUUGCUUUUGGAAUGGAUCACUAAACAUUGUAAUAGAAUCAAAAAGUGUCAAGUUUUUCAUUUAUUUUUGUCUUUUACGGUGCUAAAUUAAAACCAUCAAGGAAG